UCUAUCUAUCUAUUAAUUAAUGUGUCAAUGUACUCUGUCUCUCAGUCAGUGUGUAAAUUUAAAUGGAAGCCUAAAUAUAACUAAACAAAUCGCACAAUAAAUGUCACUAUAUCACCAAAAAUCUGCUAUCUCAAAAACUCCUCUCACAAAAACCUGCGAUGUGAAACUGCAUUAACUUCACUGAGUGAUUUGUUCCCGACCGAACUAUCAGUCAAACCCUGACUCGGUGGACCAUGCCACCUGUUGAAACCAAACACUCAGAAGCUUAAUUUAGCCAUAGUCACGUGACGUGGGUGUUUUGAAUCAAGCUUCGGAUCAGUGUUUCGAGUCAUCUGUGCUUUGGGAUCUCGCAAAGCUUCGGACAACUGUUUCGGGUCACGGGUCAGCCACCCCUACUUUCAAGAAGGAUUUGAGACAUUUGUUUCUGAACAGAGAGCAGAUCGUUGUGAUUUUCAAGGUGAUUUAUUCUUAAACCCGUCGUUCAGAGAGUGAAAGUAAAGUUUGUGUUGCUGGAGCUCAAACUGUGGAAAUGGCUUCACUAAACGUGUCUGCAGAAGAGCUUUCUUGUCCCGUGUGCUGUGACAUCUUCAAGGCUCCUGUUGUUUUAUCCUGUAGUCACAGUUUCUGUAAAGAGUGUCUUCAACAGUUCUGGAGAACCAAGAAAACUCAGGAGUGUCCCGUCUGCAGGAGAAGAUCCUCAAAAGACAAACCUCCUUUUAAUCUGGCGUUAAAAAACUUGUGCGAGUCAAUCCAGAAGGAGAGAAAUGAGACUCGUUCAUCAGGAUCUGAGGAGAUCUGCAGUUUACACAGUGAGAAACUCGAACUCUUCUGUCUGGAGGACAAACAGCCGGUGUGUUUAGUGUGUAGAGAUUCACAACAACACGACAAUCAUAAAGUCAGACCCAGCAGUGAAGUGGUUUCAUCAUAUAAGGAGGAGUUCAGAACAGCACUGAAGUCCUUACAAGAGAAACUGAAACACAAUGAAAAAAUGAAAGUAGAGUUUGAGAAAACAGUUCCAUACAUCAAGGCUCAAGCUGAUCACACAGAGCGUAAAAUUAAAAAGCACUUUGAGAAGCUUCAUCGGUUUCUCAGAAAAGAAGAAAGAGCUACAGUCACUGCACUGAAGGAGGAAGAGAAGCAGAAGCAGCAGAUGAUGAAGGAGAAGCUGGAGGAGAUGAACACACACAUCUCAGCUCUUUCACACACAAUCAAAGACAUGGAGGAGAUGAUGAAAGCCAAUGACGUCUGCUUUCUGAAGGAGUUUCCAGUCUCAAUGGAAAGAGUCCAGAGCUCACGGCCGGAUCCACAGAUGGCGUCUGGAGCUUUGAUUCAUGUGCCACGAUACUUGGGCAACCUGCCGUUCAGAGUCUGGAAGAAGAUGCAGGACAUCGUGCAAAACACUCCUGUGAUUCUGGAUCCAAACACUGCAGAUCAACGUCUCGUCCUGUCUGAUGAUCUGACCAGUGUGAGACUCAGAGGGAUCAAUCCAACUCUUCCUGAUAAUCCAGAGAGAUUUGACUGGUGUCUCUGUGUUCUGGGUUCAGAGGGUUUUAACUCAGGAACACACUGCUGGGAUGUGGACGUUAAAGAGAGUUCAGACUGGAGUCUUGGAGUAACUUCAGCAUCAGUCCAGAGGAAGGGAGGCGUUUUCUUCAAAACUGAAAAGAGUGUCUGGAGAGUGUCUUACGGAUAUAUAGGUUCUGGUUUUCUUAUUGAACAGAAGCUUGAUCGUGUGAGAGUGAAUCUGGACUAUGAUGGAGGAACAGUGUCGUUCUCUGAUCCUGUAACUAACACACAUCUACACACAUUCACAGCCACCUUCACUCACACACUCUUUCCAUUCUUCUGUUGUUAUCCCUCUCUGAGGAUCUUACCGGUCAACACUCAGUAAAGUUACUCCUGUAGAUCUGGAUCUUCCUGCUUUCAUCAUGUUUCCAAUAUUUACUCCAUAUCUCAUGAGUAAGAGUGCUGUAGAUCUGAGUAUCAGUACGGCUGCUGUGAUUGGGCCGUGAUGAUCACAUGACUGAUAUCCAGCACUACAGCAACACACACUGUCUGCAUGUGCUUUAACAGAUCAAUAAACAACUGUGUAGUUUCUCACUAAUUUUCACAUUA
Pimephales promelas (fathead minnow) is the source of this 2115-nucleotide messenger RNA. The record is from RefSeq and is a predicted model, not a curated record. NCBI's taxonomy places the organism in Eukaryota, Metazoa, Chordata, Actinopteri, Cypriniformes, Leuciscidae.